AUGUCUCUGGCUUACGUCCGUCAGACCCGCAUGCAGCCUUCUGCCCUGCAGACUCAGGCUGCCACUCAUAGUAGACAAAUGCAGCAGUUUUACUUGCACAAGCUGUUUGACUUGCUGUCAGACGCCGAAUUUCUUCCGCUGAUCCCUUCGGACCCGGUUGCCACUGCCAUUCAAAUGCAAGAGUCUGCCAGCAUGGCUGGUAACUCCGUCAACGGGCAAUAUCUGCCACACAUGAGUCCAGCCAUCAGACAUGAAACUGUCUACAAUGGCCAGAAGACCAGGAGAUAUAGUGGUCAGUUUUUGCGUCAGCAUCUUUUCGGGGGUAAAAGAACAGAUUACGCUCAGUACCGUUCGGGAUAA
Molecule: messenger RNA, 360 nt
Organism: Sungouiella intermedia
Lineage: Eukaryota; Fungi; Ascomycota; Pichiomycetes; Serinales; Metschnikowiaceae
Source: the annotation of a GenBank genome assembly